Amoebophrya sp. A120 is the source of this 4525-nucleotide messenger RNA. The record is from the annotation of a GenBank genome assembly. Lineage: Eukaryota; Dinophyceae; Syndiniales; Amoebophryaceae.
AGCAGGGGGAUUUUCAAUGUGGUUAUUGGUCGAAAUAUUGUAGUUCUCUUUCUGUUCUUGUGAUCAACCUUCACUUUUUGAUGGAGCAUCGAACAGAAACGACUCUUCCGAUUAACUUCUUUCUCGAUCGCCGGUCAGUCGGUGUCGAACAAAUCGACCGGCUGAAAAGAUGGGUGCCUAAAGGUCUACUUGCUCUAUUUUCUCUUGACUUCAAUAUCACGCGAAAAAGGAAAUAAGUCGUCGAACUGUUUGUGUGAAGUACAAGUAGAUAAAGAUUUCGGUACAAAAAACAAGAAGCCCAGGGCCACGGUGGAAAUAAGCUCAGUAUUAGUCCGGUCAAGAUCAACAAAUGGCCCCUGCAAUUGCGGCCAUCCUCCAAUUCUAUUUACAACUCUCAGCACCACCCGGUGAAACAAUAUCAAGGAAAAGAAAACCGUUUCUGCAGCGCAGGAGCUUUUUCACGAGCAUACACCAGCAGCUGGCCUAUUGCAGCUUUGUGUGGGUCAUUUCAACAGCGAGUGUGGGUUCUUUUGUUUUGGCAGACAGCAUCCUCAGCAGUACCGGGAGCAAAAGUGGUGGUGGUGCUCCGUGGUCCCCGUCGACCAUGAACAAGAUUUUCGACAGUCAUUUGCACGUGUGGGACGCGAAUGGUCCCUACGUGAACGGAUCGCCUCCGGUGGUCGUGCGCGACGUCGCCAGCACCUCGCAGUAUCUCGCGCACGCGCGGACGGCGGGCGUGGGCAAAGCACUUCUGGUGCAGCCCGCAAACUACGGGCGCGAUCACACCUAUCUGGACGAGGCGAGGAGGGGAAAUAAAGGAAAUGCAAAUGAUCCUACCGGUCGGGGUACCAGCAGCCUGAGCGGAGAGCCAACUACGACGGCGGCAUUGGAUGUUGAAGAUGAAACUCCUACCACGACACAGCUGCUUGGUAUGUACCUGGCCACAGAUUUAUUGGGCAAGCAGUGUGCUCCAGUCGACAAACAGGUGGACGUCGUGGCCGGGCCACCCUCUAUCAACACGCCAUUGCCGAAAAAUGACGAGGAUGAUAGGAAGGCCGAAGGACAAAAUGUUGAAAACUCGCCCUCCGCUCGACAGGCCUCGUCCGCUACGCAGACCGUCGAGGCCACGAAAGUGGCGGAGCUGUGGGCAAGAGCGCGGCAGGGCUACCGGUAUCGCAAGAAAAAAGUGCUCACUGUUACACAUUCUGUUGCAGGAGCCGCAAGACAGGCAACCUUUGUCAUGCAGAAAAUGCUUGCGAGCCUCGUUUCCUACGUAUUUUCCCUUCUGAUCUUUGAAUUAACGCACAGAGAAAAUUUGUGAUGCAGAAACUCAAUACAAAUGUGUAACUGCAACACUUUUUUCUUGUGAUAGCCGGGGCGUCCGGUUCAAUCCCGCCCUGUUUCCGGGACAGACGCUGGACAACGAAUGCGCCCGCGCGCUGUACCAUGCGGCCGGGGAAGCGGGGCUGGCGGUCGGGGUCAUGGCGUUUGGCGGCAUUCUGCCCCACAUCGCCGCUUUGCGCAAGCUGCUCACCGCGUUCCCGAAGACGAAGCUCAUUCUCGACCAUUUUGGGUUUUUUCGGCAACCCGCCACCGGAGGAGUGCAGGACGACGAGGACGACGCCGCAGCACUGGCUUCGACGGCGACGGCUGCAGACCGCCUCCCCCGCUGGGCUGAGGAGCUGCUGGCAAACCACGCAGGAAAGGGAACUGGCUUGGAAGAGGAUCUCUACCGCUCCCUGUUAUGCAAUACAAAUUCAUAUUCAUCAAAUUUCCAUUCCACUGCGCGUAUAAAAUGCAUGACAAAUUUAGUUUACAACUAGAGAGUGCCAAUUGUCAUGCUGAAUGGGAUUAAAGUUAAACUUAAACUAAAGGUAAGCUCUGUUGUCAUGCAGAAACCGCAUAUAUAAUUGUACGCUUUUAACGGGAAAAUUUACUGUGGAUACCUGUCCCCGAAAAACGACGAAGCUGCGUUCGAGGCCGUUUAUCACACAGAAAAGCAAAAGCACAAUAACCACUUCGCAUACCAAAAGGAGCAUAGGUAUGUGUUGCCAAAUUGGCAUCACUGAAAAAUCUGCAAUGCGUACUACGCAAACCCGACACACGAAAGAGGAAAUCCGAAAGACGGACGAAGAGAAUAAAACGAUACCGAUACAGAUGCAGAUGAGAGACGAAGACGAGAAGCCGAGACAUGAGAGACUUAAAACAGAGAGCACGCGAGACACAGGAAGAUACAAAACACAUAGACGAGAAAACGAGAGACGAAAGGACGAGAGCAGAGAGGACGACCACAAGAGCAAGAGGGGGCGAGGCUCUCUGGUAUGCAGAAGCAGAAUCAUGCAAUUUGUAAUGCAUUCAUCACUCUAGCGAUUGUAGUUGCACAGGUAGAGGUACCGAAAAACUUUGUCAUGCUGAACAGCAAAGAGCAUCGCAAGAACCCGCAAAAAAUGCAGAGUCGUUUCGUGUUUCCUGGUACUGACGAUGUUGUGCUUUUCCACUGUAAACUGCACUCAACCUGGUCCGCGACUUUCCCGCGUCCGUUUUUGUCAAGCUGAGCGCCUUCUUCCGGGUAAGCAAGUUUCCCUUUCCGCACAUCGACGUGCGGCCGCGCGUGUUGGCGCUGCUGCAAGCCGCGGGGGGCGGGCACCGGCUUCUCUGGGGGUCGGAUUUCCCCUACGUGCUGUCCGGUGGCCACGACCAAUAUGAACUGAAAAUAUUUGUUGCUGUCCUCGCGGUCUGCAAGGCCAAGGUUGAAAGGUUUCUCAUGCUGUACCGGCAUGAUCGGCAGCUCUGUCAUGCUGAUGCAUGCGGCCUUCGACAAAGUACAUCGCUGUUUUGUCAUGAUAUAAUAUACGGGCAAGUAAAAUUAUUUUCAAUGCGCACGACGGCUCACCUACAUUGAAAAGCUAUCAUGCUCGGCCAUGCAGACGCAGAGUGCUCCUGAUUCACAAAUUCGCGUCCCUCCCUUUCAGACCCAGACUACAGGUUUUCAGUUGAUAAUCCAACGGCUUUAGCAACACAGUACCCAGAAGCCGUGCGCAUUUUUCACUACUGGAAUGAGUAUCCGAUGCAAAAACGUAGUCGCGUCAGAUUUGUCAUGCGUAUUCGUACACCCAGAGGAGCAUCGUUUCCGUUCUCACGACAACUCUCCGCAUGGGAGGCGCUUUCAUAUUAGUCGCGCACGGAAAUAAUUAGUCACGCACGAAUCAGGAUAAGAGAUUGAUUUUGUGGUGCAGCUCGGCGAGUUGCUAGGCACGACUGCGCGGCCGCAUGGCGAAACCCGUCUUCACGCGCGAGCCCUCAAUGUUCUGGAAUUUUCUUCCGAACUUCCAAUCGUGACCUGAGUGCCUAUGCGUUUUUGCUUGGGAUGAUGCGAACGCAGAAACCAGUCCGGAUUUGAUGAUUUCCGAGGGCGACCUGGCCUGGAUACAGUGGAAAACAGCCGAGUCCCUGUCUAUCACAGGAGGUUCCUCAAGUAGUUUUACAGUCUGAGUAUAUAAAUAUCUUGUCGUAUCAUGACGAUCGAUCAUUGCACGGCGAGUCCUCGAAAGAAACAUCAUGUACGAUGAAAGUCGUACAUUCAAGAGCCCUACUAUCCAAUAUCACAUUGAUCCAUAAGCCAAUCGUCUUCACAGGGGUAGGAAGACGGAUACGCAUGACAAGUUUACUAGAAGUUGAAAUUCAAAACUGGAUUUAAUUGCCUUAUUGCGACACUUGUCGAUGCGAAUAGAUACCAUGCAUCAAGCGCGGAUUCUCUACAAGAAAAGACACAACUCAGACUGUGCAAUGAUUUGAGAAGGCAAUAUUAGUUUCUGUUACACAGCAUCCCACCUCCUCAACAGAGCAGGACCAAGAAAGUGAACCAGAGGGGGCGCUGCGCACUAUGGCCAUUCUCGAACGUUACAGAUACAGUGGUUGCUGUUACAGGAUUUUUGCUUGAUUUGUGAUGGGAAAUCGCAAAUGCAAGAGAAAGAAGUGUGUGCUUCUUGCAUCACGUAAGGUUUCCAAGGGAUUGUCAUUGUAGUGUAAGCUUGUUUUGCGAGGACCCAUGAUCAGCUGCUGGCUCGACGCAUGACAGCUACUUGCGUCGACGCGUUCUUCACAUGAUCGUUAUGCAGCAUUAAGGUGACACGGGUCCUGCACGAUAAACUAUCAGCAAGAAGCCAGCUGCCAUCCACAGCGAUCAGUGCAACGUUAGAGAACGCUAUAGCCACGGCAGCCGAGCUGUAGCCGGGACGGCUGGUCCUCUUGAGACGCAGGAGCCGACAAUCGUAGAUAAAAUGGGAGCUACACCACGACGGGUGGCACGGGCACGGCGGUGGGAAAAAUCGUCAAAAUGUCAAGCUUAGUUUUCUCGCAUUGCGUCAAACAUCAUUCACAAAUUGCGCGCCUACUGGCACAAGGCGGUCGGAGGCUGAUUUUUUUGCAAUCUUUGCAGCUUUUUCACCGAACUACAAGAAAGUUGGACUUGAAUUGAUUACUCACAGUCCGAACGAUUGAGGCUGGUGUUCGUCGUGUAGUCAGG